Ochlerotatus camptorhynchus is the source of this 10080-nucleotide messenger RNA. Its product is annotated as ankyrin repeat domain-containing protein 50. The transcript has 8 exons. Bases 1684 to 8169 code for a protein of 2161 amino acids. NCBI's taxonomy places the organism in Eukaryota, Metazoa, Arthropoda, Insecta, Diptera, Culicidae. Gene Ontology annotation, molecular function: protein binding. The record is from RefSeq and is a predicted model, not a curated record.
AGUGGUGAAAAUUUUCUUCAGAGUGCAGUUCAGCUGAAUCCGUACGACGCGAGUGCUGCCUAGUUUUUCGCUUGCUAUCGGUGGAAAAUACAUCCGAUCCGGUGCGUGUGGGCUCGAUUCGCGUAGCCAGUGAUGUAACAGAUCCGCUGGGAGUGAAAUUUUGGCCGGAAACCGUACGUUCGGGGCGGAUUUUGUGGAUUGAAAAAUUCGAUUGAAGUGGCACCCCCCUCAGCGAGAAGAAUACUAGUAGGUAGCAGCGGCAGGAGGUGGAGGAAAAGCCUGCUUCUGCUGGUGAUGGAAGAGUAGUAGGUAGUUUCGAUAUAAUUUGCGUGAAUGGGACAAAAAUCAAUUCGGGGAAGCAGGAAGCAAAAAAAGCUCGAUAAAAUUGGGUGUGUUGGUGUUGGUCGCGGAGCAUAAAAAAUAAUAAAUUUUAAAGUUUGUUGUGUUUUUCUACGGCGACACGAAAGGAAGGAAGUUUGCCGUUCUGAUCUGAUUGAGUGAGAAGCUGGAAGGGAUCCAAAAUUGGAUUUAGGGGGAUCGCUUUAUGUUUUUUUGUGAAAGGGCCACCACCACAGGCAAUCCGGUUUUAUGCUCACAAAGAAGAUGCUGUGAUGGGAGAAAACUAACCGAAAGAAAAGCUGAAAAAGUGCACACGAAUAUGAUUAUUAUCUGGCUGGCUGGCCCUCGGUGUUUUGUGUAGUCGGUUGGAUCUCCGAUCGAAUGCCCCUUUGAGGAAGAAGCUAGCUGGUGGAUGCUGUUGCUGCUGGUGAAUGAUAGGUGUGAGAGCGGAUUGUGAAAAUUCAGCCUGAAAGAUACAUGCAAUUGUAUUCAGUAAAAGCCACCUUCUAACUCGUUGCUUUCGGUGAUUACUCAUGUUGCGGAAGAGUUCGGCGGCACCCGGGAUCACGUUUUAUGUGAGUGAAGAAACUGCAUCGUCGACGGCGGUGCAUUGAUGCAAGAGAAGAAAAAAAAAACUCCUACACGCGGCUGAUCAUCGGUGUUUUGCAUUCGAAGAGAAGACGACGGCGACGCACAUCGCCAAAAAAGGACUUGCUGCUGCUUCCAGCCGGACUGCCAUCCGGUCCUGCUGCUUGCUAGAUCUCUGCACAUUUUGCGAGACAGCGACUCUAACAGAAUCGACCAAAACCGAGAGGCAACUUCUGCAGCGCCAAAUCGACCAAAACUAGUGCUGUUGUGGCACAUGGCACUUUUGGAUCUAGUUUAGUUUGCUGCUUGAAAAUACACACACAGAAAUUGCGCCGACCCGAAAAACGCCGAAAUCCUCCAGAGGAAGAUGCGCGCGACAUGCGACAGCACCUCGCCGUUGUCGUCAUGAAUAAAGCGUGAGACUUAAGUAACAUUUGCAACCAUUCGUCGAGAGUCAGUAGUGUACUACAAGUGUGUGAACGUUCAUAAUUUGCUGGUGCACAAGUCAGGGGAAAAAAGUAAAUUACGACAAAACGGUGUUUGGUUUGGGGGGAAAAGGGGGCAAAAGGCGGACGCACGGACGGACGGAACAUGAUGGAGCUGCUACUGGUGCGUUUUUUGCGAGCAACGGCGGCAACGGUCCACUGCGGAUAGGAAGAAAAUUAUGACUAAGCGGGCAAGCGCGAGUGCGCAUUUUUAUUAAAUGGAUCGAGUUUGGAGAAUCAAUUAAGAAAUACUAAUAAAUACUGGAGCAUAAUGGCUUCUUCGUCGUCGUCGGUGAAUGAGAAAAUAGCCAACGGUAAAAUGAACGCGGAUGACAUCUACGAAAACCUACCGUGUCGGGAGCAACAGCAGCAGAUGCGGAACGGUGACACUGAUGAGGAAGGAGGAGGCAGUGCCAGUGGUGGAGGCGGGGUGGAUGACGAAUGCGCCUCCGGGGGAUUUUCGACUGACCAACCGGUAGUACAGCAGCCGGAAAAUAACAACAAGAUACAGAACAAUUUGGCCAUGGACAGCAAAGACAGUCUGUACGCGACUCCGUUGAAGAAAUCGGAUCGCCCGAAACCGCAAGGGGCGACCCCCAAAGCACCCACCGGCGGGGGUGAUCGACGAUCGACGCGUGCCCUCGACGAUAAUCUAAACAACAGCUCGGAUCGGGACGUGAAGAUUAUCAACGCCGAGUUGGAGGACCGCAGAAUACGAGACUUCCUCAAGGAUACGUCCCAAAUGCACAAAAAGAUCGAACUGCACAAAGAGUACCAGAGCUCGAACUUCUCCUACCUUGCUCGGAAGGAACAUUUUGUCAAUCUGGUACAGCAAAAUGUGCUGAGUGAAUCGUUGAAUGGGACUACCGGCGAAGAUGCCCACGAGGAGGAUAUUGACCACUCGUUGCUAGGGUACAAAAGCUUGGCGAAUGAGGAGGAGGAUAAGAACUUGGACGUGGACAUCAACGAAUCACUGGACGAGCUAGAAGCAAGGUGUAACGAAAAGCUAGAGAUGUUAACGAAUCUUCACCGGCAUCGGUCCGCAGAGAGAAGCCAGGAAGACAACGAACAACUAGACGUAGAUCUUCCACCGGUUUUGUUGAAUCCUCCUCUGAGUCAGAAACCUCCGGCGGGCAACAACCAGCUGGUCAAUGGCGGUGGAUCCACUCAAGCAAACGUCAACCGAAAUGCAAGAGUGUACGAUCCGAACCUUAGUUCGGAAAUCAACGCCUAUCUGAACCGAGAAUGGGUCCUCAAGAAGAUAGCCAUGUGCUUGGAGCAACGAGCUUCGAAGAAGCCGGUACCGAUACCACCGGGAGCAGAACCAGGAGAAUGUGUGCCACCGUCGACGUCUGGAUUCUUCCCGCGGGCAUCCUCUACCCAUCAACAAUCGAACCGCGGGUCGGAUCUACCUUCCCUGGGAUAUUUAGUCCUAGGAUCCAACGGUUCCGGCAAGACCUCGAUCUGUAACGACAUCAUCGAGGGCACUUCCGGCACCAAAGGGAUGCUCAACCGAAGAUUGCUGGCUUGUUACUUCGUAAAUUCCCAAAACCCCGAGUGUCACAGCCUGAGUAUGUUCAUCCGCAGUAUCAUCCUGCAAAUCUUGAGCCACUCAAGCUUUAUCUGUCUAGCUGGUGCAAACGCCAGCACAAACGUGACAGCAACUUCGAAUGAUCUCACGAGUGGUGAAGUUGAACCCCAGGCCAAGAUUAGCAGCAACGAAGCCUUGCCGGAGGCGGAUCAAAAACCUCCGGAAGGUGCAGCCAAAGCUGAGACAAAGGAUGUCGUCGCUGAGUUCGAUAAAGAGCUGGAGGACAUCAUCCUCACGGAGAUCAAAAUCAACGAACGGGUAGCGGAGUUCUGUUCGAAAAAGAAGAUCUGCCGACAGCAGUCGGAACCGGUGGAGAGCUUGAGCCGGGACAAAGAGUCAACCAACUAUCCGUACACUACCCAUCCCCCGCUGCAGAAGAGUCUACCUACCGAGGAAGAAAUGAAGAAGGACAAGUCGAUGAGUCCUGGUCGAUCGAAGAUUUCUAAGAUCCCGGUCGCCAUCGGUAGUAGUAUCCGAUCACCGACCAAAACCACCGUCCCGAAAGAGACACAAAAAUCCGAAGCGGAUGAGGACGAGAUCAUGGACGGAGGAGGUGAGGGAAUCGCCGACUUGUCCGACAUCAAACUGGACGAGGAAAUCAACGAAGAUGUCACCGCGGAAAUCAAAGAGCAAGAAGACGCUGAACCGGCGAAGCCGGAAGAACCACCAAGGCCUUCAGCCCCGGAGGAAACCAUCACCGCGGACGGUGCCAAUAACAUUCCGCCUCCAUUACCUAAGUCCAAAAACUGCCGGCAAGUCAUCGCCGACGGGUACUACGAAAUGCUGCUCAGCAAUCCGGACAUCUUCGAGUCCAUCACGGUCGACAGCAUCGAGAAGAAUCCGGACGACUGUUUCAAGAAAGCAAUCCUUUUCCCCCUGUUGGAACUAUGUCCUCCCAAAAAUGCGCUACUGCUGCUGAUCGAUUCCAUCGAUGAGAACUACAUCCAGGACGGGAACCUCAUUUCCACGCUCAAAGGUAAACAGGUCACCAAGAGUCGGAACAUUGCCGAACUCCUGUCGAACCACAUCCACCUGAUGCCCAAGUGGCUGUUCAUGGUUUGUACGGCCAAGAAGCAGAACAAAAACAUUACCAAACUGUUCACUGGCUUCAAACGGCUCACUCUGGACGACCUGCGCAAGAGUCACGUCGUCAAGGACGUCCAGCAGUACAUCAUCAAUAGACUGAAUACGGAUUUCCGUGGCAUCAAUCUGACCAAAGAUAUUAUCGAAAGCCUGAAUCAGCUCUACAUCAAAUCCAACGGUUGUCUCCUCUACCUGUACAAAGUCCUCACCGGGAUCAAGGAGAACUUCUUCACCUUCCGGGAGAUCAAACUCAUCCCGUGCACCCUGAAUGGGCUGUACCUGUACAUCUGCCAAAAGUCCUUCAACAAAAAGCAGUACAACAAAAUCCGACCGAUCCUGAACAUCCUCCUCGUGUGCAACAACUACGUCGACAAGUAUUUCCUCUUCAACUGUCUCCGAACCCACAACUACGCCCUCGAAAUGGAAGAAUUCGAAAAACGCCUAGAUCUCAUGCGAAACAUCGUCGAGUAUAGUCCUCGCAAUCCUUACGCGUUGAAAAUCUUCCACAAUUCCUUCUGCGACUGGCUCAUCGACGUCAAGUUCUCCACCAAAAAAUUCCUCUGCGACCUGAACGAAGGCCACGUCAUGGUCUCCAUGUACUACACCAUGGUUGCCGAUCAGCUCUGUCCGAACAAACUUCGCCUCUACCUGUACCAUCUGAUCAAAACCGGCGAAUACCUAACCAACAAAAACAUCAACCUCGAUCUCCUGCUGAUCCUGCUGGAAACGAAAUCCAACCUGAGCGACUGCUUCUACACCAACCUGCUGAACUGCUGUGCCCUCUGUGAGGACGAAUGCAAGAACGACGUCAAUCUGGCCUCGAAAACCCGCCUCAUGCUCGAACGCUACCUGAACGCUGAACUGAACGAAGAGUUCAUCGGUUUCCUGAACGAUUUCUUCAAACCGAACUUACCGACGGAUUGCAAAGUGCUCAAGCUGCUCAUCGAAACCGGAAUCAACAACGCCGAUACGGUCCUGUCGUGCGAAUCGUCUGCCAUGAACUCCCCGGUACUGUCGGAUCGCUCGCAGAACAUCGAUUCCGAGCUGGCCGAGCUGUUGAUCUCGAGCGAGAAGAGUUGCCAGCAGGAGCUGCAGAAGUCGAUCAACCUGAACUUGCAGCAACAACAGCAGUAUUCGGGUGCGGAAAUGGGUGGUUUGGCAGCCGGCGGGGGUCCCCUCGGAAUCAUUGGCAUCGGGGUGGACCGUUACGAUGGGGUUGCGGUUGGCGUCGGCGGUCACCAUGAAGUGGCGAUGGAACGGUGCGAGAGUGGCGUCGGUGGCGGCGAGGGAAGUGGGAUUGGGGACUCCAAGUCGGACAUCCAGAACGACCGGGUGCAGUACGAUAUGUUCGACGCGGAGCUGCACAAGGGCAAGGCGUUGAUUCACAUACUGGCGAACGAGGGGAACCACACGCUGCUGGAGCGGGCGCUGAAUGCUUGCAAGGAUCCGAUCGACUUGGAAAUCGAAGACCUCAACGGGCAAACGGCGCUGAACAUUGCCGCCCGCAACGGUCACAUCGAAAUCGUCAAGCUGCUGCUGUACUACAAGCAGCCGCUGAACGACGGCACCGGACGGUUCCGCAAGAUCGACGUCAACCACGCGGACCGGGACGGGUGGACACCGCUCCGGUCGGCUUCCUGGGGAGGCCACACGGAUGUGGUGAAACUGCUGAUCGAAAGCGGUGCCUGUGCCAUAGACCGCGCGGAUAAGGAAGGCCGAACGGCACUGCGGGCGGCUGCCUGGAGUGGAAACGAGGACAUCGUCAAGAUUCUGAUCGAAGCCGGAGCGAACGUGAACUCGAUCGAUAAGCAGGGUCGGACCUCGCUGAUUGCGGCUUCCUACAUGGGACACUACGAUAUCGUGGAGAUCUUGUUGGAGAACGGAGCGGAUGUGAACCAUACGGAUUUGGACGGAAGGAAUGCCCUCUGUGUGGCGGCUUUGUGCGGAAGUUCCGGGUACAGCAAGGUGAUCUCGACGCUGCUGGAGUACGGAGCGAAUACGGAUCAGACGGAUAACGAGGGGAUGUCUCCGUUGUUGGUGAGUUCGUUCGAAGGCAAUUCGGAGAUUUGUGAGUUGCUGCUGGAGAAUGGAGCAGAUCCGGAUAUGGCGGAUCAUAUGGGUAGAACGCCACUGUGGGCGGCUUGUACUUCGGGGCACGCUAACGUUGUGAAGCUGUUGCUAUUCUGGGGCUGUGGAAUCGACUGUAUGGACUCGGAAGGCCGUACGGUUCUUAGCGUGGCAGCAGCACAGGGUAAUCUGGAAACGGUAAGGCAGCUAUUGGAUCGGGGACUGGACGAGACACAUCGGGACAAUGCUGGCUGGACACCGUUACACUACGCGGCUUUCGAAGGAUACGCGGACAUUUGUAUUCAACUGUUGGAAUCGGGAGCCAAGAUCGACGAAUGUGACAACGAAGGUAAGGCAGCUUUGCACCUGGCGGCUCAGGAAGGACACAACUCCGUGCUGGAGGCAAUACUGAACAUUCAUCGGCCUUGUAUCGAUCAACGAGCUCACGACGGAAAGACGGCCUUCCGGUUGGCUUGCCUGGAGGGGCACUUCGAGUGCGUUCAGACGUUGUUAAAGUUUGGAUGCGAUGUCAACUCCAAGGAUGCCGACUCCCGCACGACGCUGUACAUUCUGGCGCUAGAGAAUAAGCUAAAGGUGGUGAAGUUCCUUCUGGAGUACUCGAACGUAGACGUUAACAUUCCGGACAGCGAAGGGCGGACGGCGCUGCACGUGGCAUCGUGGCAAGGCCAUGCCGAGAUGGUGAAAUUGUUGAUCACGUUAGGUAACGCCGACGUCAACGCAAUGGAUCUCGAAUCGCGAACACCGCUGCAUUCCUGCGCUUGGCAGGGCAAUCAUGAGGUGAUGCAGCUGCUGCUGUACUACGGAGCCAUUCCGGAUCAUGCCUGCAAGCAGGGUGCCACCGCACUGGGCAUCUCCGCCCAGGAAGGACACGAGAAGUGUGUCACCUAUUUGCUCAAAUACGGCGCGAAUCCUUACAAAUCGGACCACUGCGGUCGAACGCCAAUAAAGCUGGCAGCGAAAUCGAAUCGAAACAACGUUCUUAGGAUACUGGAGAAUUAUACCAAAAACGACCUCGACGGCGGCAAGAUGGGGCAGCAGCACCAGAGUUUGAACUUCAAAUCGCCGGAUGAGCUGCCACCGUCGUCCUCGAUACACAACCCGUCGCCUUCGGGUCCCUUCCCGAAUCCGAACCUGCUGAUACCGAGCAACAGUAACAGCAACAACAAUAAUAAUAACAACAACAACAACAACAACUCGCCGUCCCUGAAUGCAACGACGAGCUCGACGCAGAAUAGUAACUUCUACGAAAAUACGAUGCAUUCGGACAACAGUAGCCUGCACAAGCGAAAAAGUGUCAUCUCUAGUCAGUCGACCGGUAGCAGUAACGAGCAAGCGCCAAUGUCUUUCACGCAGCAGCUGCAGAAACACUCCCGGCAUCACAAUUCCAAAUCGCACCACAUUGUACAGCAGCAGCACCAGCCGCACCAUCAGGUUUCCGCUGGCGGCACAAACAGCAAGUACGGUGGCAAGAAACAUUCCCAGAUUCUGCCAAACGUAGAAGAGUACCAGACGAAUAUUGCUUCAAACAUUCGAAUGAAUCACCCGACCGAUGCGGACAUGUUCGACCUGGGCUGCAUGUCGCCGCUUUACGCGACUCCGCCGCACUCGCCGAGCAGUGACAUCAGCUCGCCCGGUCAGAACCAACCGCCCUCGUCGUUGGCCCUGCUCGGCAAGCAGUUCGAAGAGAUGAACAUCAGUCUGUCGAACAACAGCACCAUCAUGCACCCGCCGGACAACCAUUUCGCGCGGGACACCCACAUGCGCAUCAUCCUGGGCAACAAUCAGAAGGAACAGCAGCAGGGAGGGAAAUCAUCGAAACGCAGCGGCAUUGCAACGAAUCCGGCCAUGCGGUUGAUCCGCAACCGGAUCGAUUCGGCGGCGCAGUUGAUCCGGCGGACGAACAACAUCCUGACCAGCGGCGGAAGCAACCAGGGUUCGUCCAGCAUUGGCGUCAAGUCCGGUACGUUCCAGUGGCGGAAGGAGAGCCAGAUGUAAUAAGGCCGACAACAGGGAGUAUCCUUUCGAAAUCUUUCCAAAAUCAACUGCCUAGGAAGCCCCUAGGUAAUUGCCAUGUGCACUGUUAUUUUCGGAGGGCGCGCGCGUGAAAAGUAUUAACAAAGUGAACACAUUUUGCACCAAACAAAAGUUGCGCUAGUUCGCGUGGAAAAGAUGUGCCGUGUAUUCUUCUUUGGUUUUCGGUAGUGUUUGGUAGGAACUGUGCAGUGCAGAGUCCGCCGCUCGCGAUGAGAUAGCAUAUAGGCUUACAGAACGUAUUCAGAAACAUACCAAACUUACUAAAAUGCUAAACAUGUUGGUAGGUAACUGCAAAAUUGUUAGGAUGAGAAUCAAUGCACCAAACUGUUGUGAAGCGCACUUCUUUUACUCUGUAGGAAGAGUAGGAAUAGGUUAAUAUCAGUCAACCAAUCAAAUACUCCCUGUUAGUGGUUAGUGCAAUGAUGGGGUCUCUGAGGAUGGUAGAUGGCGCAGUUAGCAAAUUCAUGUUUUAGUUUCCUUGUGUUAGUGCCAUUUUGAGUUUAAUUUUCGUUGAGUUUUCGAACAUUGUGAUGACUGAUUUGAAAGUGUGUUCAUAAGUGUUAUUAAGAGCCAUAUAAAAAUCUCAAACUGUCAAACUUGUUGGUUUCAAAAUUGUUUCCUCGAGUGUUCGCUACGAGAUGGCACCAUGAUUGUCUGCCGUCAAAAAUUUUGAGUUUAUUCAGCUACUCAGUUACUGAUCUGAACAUAAUUAUUUUCGUUUCGCGCCAUGUACGAAAUCUACCGCAACGAUUCCGAACCUCAUACUAAUAGAACUACCGAUCGACUGAUCAGAUUAUUGGAGCGGGCCUAAACUGGUGAUCCCGAAAGGGUGGAACACUCAUCCGGAGAAUAUAGAUAUAUGUACUACUCCCAGUUACUUCUGCAGCAAAGGUUCUAUUUUUAUCCAAACCAAACAGAAAACUAUUACGCUCCCUUCUCCAAAACCAAUCUUAUAACCGCACGUAUAAAGUGCAGUUACAUGAAUGCAUGAAAAUCUAAUCUUAUUCAGUAAUAAACAUAUUUACCGAUCAAAAUUUAAAACAAAAGCAUGUAAGUACAUCAAAAUUAAUACAGUCUAACACAUCCCUAAAAGAAACUAAAAACAAAAAGUAUUUGAAGCAAAAAUAUGAAGCAUAUAAGCUUAUCACAUUUUACGGAGCAGAAACCUAAAAAAACAACAAUGAACAAAAGCAAAAGCAUUUAAUUUUAGAUAUAUAAAAAAUAAUAUAUAUAUAAUGAAUGCAAGAACUCCACUCCCACUUGAAAUAAGUUGCGUAUUUGAAACAAACACACAAACCAAGAAAGAAGGAGAGAGAGAGAGAGAGUGAAACAUUUGAGAAAGAGUUAGGUUUGCCAAUUCUAGUCCCCGUGUUUUUUUUUUGUUCGUUUACUUUAUAGGUUUAUGGAAUUUUUGUUUUUGUAAAAAGCAAUUCUCUUUUCUCUCAUUUGGGUGUCCUCCUCUCCACAAAGAACGUGUGUAUGAUAAAUGAACUAAAUUAAUCUCCGUAGGAAGUAGUUUUUUUCUUUAGUGCCAGUGGGAAAACGCUCGCCCUAUUUAUACGGUCCGAUAUAGCAUUAUUUAUUUCCAACGAUAGAAUAUUACAAUAUUAUUAUUUUUUUUAGUUAAGCGAGUCGAACUGAAAGAGAAAGGGUGUCAAUCAAGUAAAACUGUGUAUUUAUUAAACGGUAUUUGUACAAUUAUUAUUUUGAUAAUGCAAUUUUUUCGCCUUCGACCCACUUUACGUUGAUUGAGAUAAUCACACGUUUUCACCACGCAUUACCCAAACUCGAACGUACUUUCUGGUGGUGGUGAUCGUCAAGAGCAACCACUGCAGCAAAAUAAAAGCAAACCAUGGACAAAAUUAUAGUAGA